AAAAUUUUUUUUUUUUUUAAAAUUUCCCGAAAACAUUUCGUUUUUCUUUGUAAUAAAUUUUUGCGAUAAAGUGUUGACAUUAAGUGCGAAAAUAUCAAGGCGAUAAAAGUGAUGAUGAAAUAUUUCGAAAUUUUUGUUUUAUUCGCUUUAUUUAGCAUUACAAUGGUGGUAACAAAUGCCGAGGACGAUGACGAAAACGAAAUUGGGAUGACUUUGGAUGAGUUGGCCGAUGCUUUGGAAUCAUUUGCGGAGGACUGCGAACCCAAGCCUGAGAGAGAUCAUAUUAAACAGUUAUUAACUAAUGACGAGAAUCCUCAUGAGAAUUCGAAAUGUUUCCGUCGCUGUUUAAUGGAACAAUUUGAGUUGAUCGACGAGGGUCAGUCACAAAUGAAUAAAGAUAAAGUUGUCGAUAUGAUGGGUAUGAUGUAUGCAGAUAAUAAGGAAGCAAUGGAAGAAAUUGUCGAUCAUUGCAAUACGAAAAAUGGAGCCACUACUGAAAAAUGCGAAAAUGCCCAUCAGCAUGGUAUGUGCAUUUUGAGCCAGCUCAAGGAGAAGGGCUUUAAGGUACCCGAAGUCAAGGAAUGAUUUCCAAAAUUCAUACGCUCAUACGCCCUAUUAAAUUAAGUAACGAUGUGUUUGGCGUUCUCCACGCUUUGCAUUAGUAUCAUCAUUCUUGUCGUGGCAGUUUUCCACUCUUAAAAAUUCUUCUUAAAAUGAUUUACUUUAGGUGUAAUCUUUGCUGGGAUUUAGUCCGUGGCCUUCUUUAAAAAUUAUUUAUUAAGUUAGU
Molecule: messenger RNA, 787 nt
Organism: Glossina fuscipes
Lineage: Eukaryota; Metazoa; Arthropoda; Insecta; Diptera; Glossinidae
Gene: Obp19b
Product: general odorant-binding protein 19d
Exons: 5
Coding region: 112-585 (157 amino acids)
Biological process (GO): sensory perception of smell
Molecular function (GO): odorant binding
Source: RefSeq, a predicted model, not a curated record